AUGCCCCGUGCCAUCAAAUACAAGUACGUGACCACCGACGGACUCCCUCCGCUGGAUGGCCUCCCGCCGGAAUUGGCUUUUGCAGGGGAACAGGGACUGGCAUUAGCACUGGCACUGGGACGGGGACAACGACAUGAAGAAUAUGGAUAUGGUGUCAGGACUGCUAGUGCUAUAGGCAAUGGCAAUGACAAUAGUAAUGGCAAUGGAGAUGGCCAUCAAUCUGGUUGUCCUCUUUCUUCACCACCACCUCCUCCUUACUGUCCUGCUGAUCCUCCACCCCCCUAUAUGCCGACGCAGGAGCAACAGCCAAGACAACCGCAGCGAGGAACGACGAGAACAGCUGAUAGAGGCCGUUGUACAGGGGAUAUUCAGGAUCCAGUGGUGAUCAACUUGAAUAUGGGGACAAACCACCAUCAUCAUUAUCAUUGUCAUUGUUAUUGUCAUUCCUCUGUUCCUCUGAAUAACGCUCCCACUGAAACUGAUACUGAUACCAUACUGUUUCAGCCUCAUACUCAUAUCUGUACUUAUCCUCCUACAUAUUCUCACUAUCCUCCUCCUUCCUCACUCUCCUCCAUCUCUGGUAAUUCUCAUACCCAGCAGGGUGGUGGCUUUAGCUGCUCAUUAUGUCAAUCCCAUCAGAUACCCACAGCAGGGAGGAACAGUCCUACUGCAGCACUACCAAUUGGCUCCAUCAUGAGGGAGAUUCCUCUGAUGAUUCCAUUCCCAUUCUCAUCAUCGGGAACACAGGGAGAUCCGGUAAUGAAACCAAACCUGGACCUAGGCCUAGGCCUAGGAUUUGGAUACAUCUUCCCUGAACACCACACAACCAUCCACCUGAUCGAGCCCGAAUACCUGCCUUUCAACCACCAUCAGGAUCAUCAGUCACGACCAUUCCGCUUCUGCGCGUACAACGUUGCUACUUCUCUGACUGUCGCGGAGUUUAUGAGAAGGGCGUGCUUCUACCACCACCACCACAGGAGCGGAAAGCAUACCGGGAUAAUGGAUCCAGGUGCUGCUGGCGACAGGGUAUACGCCUACUGCAUAACGGAAUGUAUCGAACUCGGCGACGGACGAUGGGGUCGAGGCCAGGAAUUUUGCAUUGCUGCUGGUGGUGGUGACAGGUGUCUCCAGGCGGAGGUCCAGUCUUUGACGCUGGCGGAUGUCGGGUGGGAUGAAACCAGGGCCACGAAACCGGUGUGGAUCGCGACGACGGUGGUGUGGCAAUGA
Molecule: messenger RNA, 1227 nt
Organism: Rasamsonia emersonii CBS 393.64
Lineage: Eukaryota; Fungi; Ascomycota; Eurotiomycetes; Eurotiales; Trichocomaceae
Exons: 1
Coding region: 1-1227 (408 amino acids)
Source: RefSeq, a predicted model, not a curated record